AUGGCUGGCUGGCCGACGACGGGCUGGUUGCUCGUGGGCAGUCGAGAGGAAAAGAGAGACGACGACGGCAAUAUCGCAAAUGUGCGUGUGUGUUCUGCUACUGCUAGCACCAAUGGGAUCGCUCCACCACCGCAACCAGCACCACCACCGCCACCACCGACCGGUGUUCCUUCAACAUCGGCAGGAAACGCCACGACAAAUCAAAGCACACGACGACUUGAACCUGGCGAGGUUUCUGCAUCGAAAAGUUCAUCGUUCAUGAAGGCAUUGGGCAAUAUGAAUAAGAGCAUGUUGGAUGCGGCCAUGUUGCAGCUGCUCGCCUCACAGAUGAUGAGCCAACAGGCUGCCGUGGCCAAGAUAAAUGGAACUAAAAAUAACAGCAACAUUCGAGCAACGAAGAAAGAAGCGGCUCAAUUGGCUCUAGAUCUCUCCGCUAAGACAAAAGCUGAGCCAGGGCCAUCAUCAGACGGUACCGAAACGCGGAGCAGUGCCACUCCAUCAGAAGGAAUCGGUGGCGAAGUUGGAAAGAAGCGGCCACCAGCAACGGAAUCACAAGCCAGAGUGCCUCUUGCGUUGGGAUGGCGUCGUCAGACAUGUAUUCGAACAAUAGCCGCGUCUGGUGUACGAGGUGAUGUCGUUUACUAUGCACCCUGUGGCAAAAAACUGAGCACCUACGCCGAGGUGUUGAGG
Molecule: messenger RNA, 690 nt
Organism: Haemonchus placei
Lineage: Eukaryota; Metazoa; Nematoda; Chromadorea; Rhabditida; Trichostrongylidae
Source: the annotation of a GenBank genome assembly